GUGUUUUAUUUGGUGCUGCUGGUGUGUCACAACCUGAACAGUGGUCAGGUCAAGAGUGUGAACCAGCACUCAAGCAACUUCAACAGUCUAUACAGAAUAUUACCCAGCUGUCUGAACAGGAGGUUAUACCAAGCAGCACAAGUGAGAUGUUUGCAUGGUUACCUCGUGAACAACUCUGCGUUUUGGUGUACCUCGUCUCCGUGAUGCACUCAAUGCAGGCAGGGUAUAUGGAGAAGGCACAAAAGUACACUGACAAAGCGCUGUUACAGAUCGACAAACUAAAGGCUGAAGAAAACACAUCCAUUCUGAGGUCUUUGCAAUUGCUUCUUCUUGAGCACAGUGUUAUGUGCCACCUGAUAAUCGGCUCGAAGGCCCAAGCCAUUAAAGAAAUCGCAAAGGUGUGCCAACUCCUGCAAGAGGAUGCCAAGCAGCUACAAGAAUAUUAUAAUUUGGCCAAUAUUCAGAGGCUGAAAUUGCACCAGAUUGCUUUGCCUUGUGAUUAA
Molecule: messenger RNA, 503 nt
Organism: Penaeus monodon (black tiger shrimp)
Lineage: Eukaryota; Metazoa; Arthropoda; Malacostraca; Decapoda; Penaeidae
Product: MAU2 chromatid cohesion factor homolog
Exons: 4
Biological process (GO): maintenance of mitotic sister chromatid cohesion; mitotic sister chromatid cohesion
Cellular component (GO): SMC loading complex; chromatin
Molecular function (GO): double-stranded DNA binding
Source: RefSeq, a predicted model, not a curated record